This is a messenger RNA of Asparagus officinalis (garden asparagus), 2031 nucleotides long. Its product is annotated as protein NRT1/ PTR FAMILY 6.2. The transcript has 6 exons. Gene Ontology annotation, biological process: transmembrane transport. Gene Ontology annotation, molecular function: transmembrane transporter activity. Lineage: Eukaryota; Viridiplantae; Streptophyta; Magnoliopsida; Asparagales; Asparagaceae. Gene Ontology annotation, cellular component: membrane. The record is from RefSeq and is a predicted model, not a curated record.
GUUAGAGCUAAGGGAUCUCUCUCUAGUAUCCUAAUUGACCUUCUCACUUGCUCUUCAAAGCCUUUUCCUCUAGUGUUUGUAAUUUUGCAAACAACAGCAUCAAUGGAUGAGAAGAUGAGUUGGGCGGUGUCAGAUGCCGUGGAUUACAAGGGAUUUCCUGCAGACAGAUCCAAGACUGGUGGUUGGGUGCCUGCAGCUCUUAUAUUAGGUAUUGAAAUAUGCGAGAGGCUGUCGACAAUGGGGAUCGCCGUGAAUCUGGUGACGUACUUGGUCGGCACAAUGCAUGUCCCCAGCGCAGAGUCGGCCAACGUCGUCACAGACUUCAUGGGCACAUCUUUUCUCCUCUGCUUGCUCGGUGGAUUCAUUGCAGAUUCAUUCCUUGGGAGAUAUCUCACUAUCGCCAUUUUUGCCGGUCGUACAAUGGCUUAGGCAACAGGAAUGCUAGCAGUCGCAACAAAGCUGGCCGCAGCUCGGCACCACCAUGCACCGGGUCGACAGCGCAGUUGCUAAGCCAAGGCAACCGGUUUCCAAAUGGGCAUCCUGUACAUGAGCUUAUAUCUCAUAGCUUUGGGCACCGGAGGCCUGAAAUCGAGCGUCUCGGGGUUCGGCACCGACCAAUUUGAUGAGAAGGACCCAAAGGAGAAAACCAAAAUGACGUACUUCUUCAGCAGGUUCUUCUUCUUCAUCAGCAUGGGCACUCUCCUCGCCGUGACCGUGCUCGUCUACAUUCAGGAUGAGGUCGGCCGAAGCUGGGCUUACGGAAUCUGCUGCAUCUCAAUGGUGCUUGCCAUACUCGUGUUUCUCUCAGGUACGAAGAGGUACAGGUACAAAAAGAGUGUCGGAAGCCCUGUAGUCCACAUCCUGCAGGUUAUUGCAGCCGCCAUAAAGAAGAGAAAGCUCAAGUAUCCAGCAAAUGUUGGUUACCUGUAUGAAGAUCUCCCUGAGGGUUCAAGAAUCCAUCACACUGAUCAGUACUGUUUCCUCGACAAGGCUGCGAUUGUGGAAGAAGGCGACUUUGACGGGCCUCACGGGGAGAGCAUGAGCCCAAACCCCUGGGAGCUGUGCUCGGUGACCAAGAUCGAGGAGGUGAAGAUGAUGAUCAGGCUGCUUCCUGUAUGGGCUACAACGAUCCUGUUCUGGACUACGUACGCUCAAAUGAUCACCUUCUCGGUGGAGCAGGCAACGACCAUGCAUCGUUCGAUAGGGAGCUUUCGGAUUCCUGCAGGAUCUUUAACCGUCUUCUUCGUCGGUGCAAUACUCAUCUCUCUAGCCGUAUAUGAUCGUGUGAUCAUGCCCUUGAUGAAGAAGUGGAAAGGCAAACAAGGCUUCAGCGACCUGCAAAAGAUCGGAAUCGGGCUGACUCUCUCGCUGAUAGGAAUGGUGGCAGCAGCGAUAGCAGAAGCAAGGAGGCUAGCCGUUGCAAAGCAUCAUGGGGCUACUGAUACUCUGCCCAUCACUGUCUUCACUCUAAUCCCCCAAUUUUUCUUGGUAGGUGCGGGUGAGGCCUUCAUAUACACAGGCCAGCUCGACUUCUUCCUUACUCGAUCACCAAAGGGGAUGAAAACCAUGAGCACAGGGCUUUUCUUGACCACACUCUCGCUUGGUUUCUUCUUCAGCAGUGCACUUGUUACAAUUGUGAAGGGUGCAACUGCAGGAGGUGGAGAUGGACAGGGAUGGCUCGCUGAUGAUAUUAAUCUCGGGAGGCUCGAUCUCUUCUACUGGCUUCUUGUAGUUCUUUGUGCAGUGAAUUUGGUAGCUUACCUUAUAACCGCAGCCUGGAUCAAGCCACAGACACCUAAAGACAAUGUGGAGACCAUGAUGAUAAGCUUACCUGCAGAAGAAAAAUGCUAGGGUAAAGGGAGAGAAAACAAUUACAUUUUUUGAUGUAAUUGUUACAUAAUGGACUGAGUCGAGGGGUAAGUGAAAAUAAUAACUAGCAGCAAAAGCUUGGAGCUUAGGCUCCAGGCUGAUGUUUAAUGUACAGUUGUGAAAAUGUUUGCUUUAAGUUAAUUGAUUGGGGGUUUGGGUUUA